GCCCGGUUCGGGAUGUGGAGUCGCAGCCUGGAGGGGGCUCGGUCCUCGGAGCAGCGGGGCGCUGGUCCUCGCAGACCGCAGGCCUCGGGCGUGGAGUCACGGCAACCUGGAGCAAGCUCAGUCCUCGGUGCAGCCGGCCACUUGGUCUGGAGCGCCGGUCCUUGCAGACAGCUGAGCAGGCCCGCUUCUGGUCCUCGGGAUGUGGAGCCACAGCCUGGAGUGACCUCUGCGGUGCGCCGUCCAAGGCCGAGUGGAGCUCCCGUGCCAGAGCCCGGCCUUAUAUAGCCAGCCCCAGGCCCACCCAGGGCUGAAGCCCUGACCGCCCUUGGCCCCUGGGCUACCCCGCCCCGAUACGUAAUCAUUGCGUCAGCAAAAUGCGGCCAAUCAGGACGGUCCACGUCAGGUGGCCUGCUGUGCCCCAUAAUUUGUUUAGGUUAAUUUCAGCCUGGACACACCCCACUGAGUUCUACCGUUGGCCCUCCGUGUUCGCAGGUUCCACGUCUGUGGAUUCCAAAAGACACAUGACUGAAUCUUCUUGGGAGUAAAACGGAAAAUAACAACGCCGCAAGACAAAAUGGUAGAAAGAAGAACCCACAGAGGAUAACAACCCUUUACCUAGGAUUGACGUGGCGUGAGGGGACUUGCCAACAUUCGUAGAAAAGUGGGAUUAAGAGAGAAAAAUGAAAAAGGUGUAUUUUACUUCUCAACAUCGGCUCCAUCAAGUUCAAUGCGCUUUUGGAAGCAGUGUCUUUUCCCCGCCCUCUAGCCCAUCCCUCUAAAACCCCCAGGGUCCUGGGAAUGUGACGAUUUCCAUGAAAUCUUUUUUCCAUCGUUAACUGAAGAAAACUGGGCGCUUUUUACAGAUUUUCUAAGUCUAGGAAACAAAAAGAAGUCAGCAGGCGCCAAAUCAGGACUGUAAGGUGGACGCCUCAUGAUUUCCCGCGGCAAGUCUUGCCCAGCUGCCCUUGUUGGGUGAAAGGCAUGAGCAGGAACAUUGUCGUGGUGGAGAAGAACUCUCUGUGCGAGAUGAGGACAGAAGCACGACGAAAAAAUCUUCUCAUUUUGAUUUCACAUUAUUUAACACAAGAAGGAUAUAUCGAUACAGCAAAUGCUUUGGAGCAAGAAACUAAACUGGGGUUACGACGCUUUGAAGUUUGUGACAACAUUGAUCUUGAAACUAUUUUGAUGGAAUAUGAGAGUUAUUAUUUUGUAAAAUUUCAGAAAUACCCCAAAAUUGUCAAAAAGUCAUCAGACACAGCAGAAAAUAAUUUACCACAAAGAAGUGGAGGGAAGACCAGAAGGGUGAUGAACGACAGUUGCCAAAAUCUUCCCAAGAUCAAUCAGCAGAGGCCCCGGUCCAAAACCACGGUGGGGAAGACAGGGGACACCAAAUCUCUCAAUAAGGAGCAUCCUAAUCAGGAGGUAGUUAAUAACACUCGCCUGGAGAGUGCCAACUUCGGCCUAAAUAUAUCAAGAAUUGGUAAAGACAGUGGAGAGGAAAAUGCCCACCCACGAAGAGGCCAAAUCAUUGACUUCCGAGGGCUGCUCACAGAUGCCAUCAAGGGAGCGACCAGUGAACUUGCCUUGAACACCUUCGACCAUAAUCCAGACCCCUCAGAACGACUGCUGAAACCUCUGAGUGCAUUUAUUGGCAUGAACAGUGAGAUGCGAGAAUUGGCAGCGGUGGUGAGCCGGGACAUUUAUCUCCAUAAUCCAAACAUAAAGUGGAAUGACAUUAUUGGACUUGAUGCAGCCAAGCAGUUAGUCAAAGAAGCUGUUGUGUAUCCUAUAAGGUAUCCACAGCUAUUUACAGGAAUUCUUUCCCCCUGGAAAGGACUACUGCUGUACGGCCCUCCAGGUACAGGAAAGACUUUACUGGCCAAAGCUGUGGCCACUGAAUGUAAAACAACCUUCUUUAACAUUUCUGCAUCCACCAUUGUCAGCAAAUGGAGAGGGGAUUCAGAAAAACUUGUUCGGGUGUUAUUUGAACUUGCCCGCUACCACGCCCCAUCCACGAUCUUCCUGGACGAGCUGGAGUCGGUGAUGAGUCAGAGAGGCACAGCUCCUGGGGGAGAACAUGAAGGAAGCUUGCGGAUGAAGACAGAGUUACUGGUGCAGAUGGAUGGGCUGGCGCACUCAGAAGAUCUUGUGUUUGUUUUAGCAGCUUCUAACCUGCCGUGGGAGCUGGACUGUGCCAUGUUACGCCGCCUGGAGAAGAGGAUUCUGGUCGAUCUCCCCAGCCGGGAGGCCAGGCAGGCCAUGAUCUACCACUGGCUGCCUCCUGUGAGCAAGAGCAGGGCCUUGGAGCUGCGCACAGAGCUGGAGUACAGUGUGCUGAGCCAGGAGACUGAGGGCUACUCAGGCUCAGACAUUAAGCUCGUCUGCAGGGAAGCAGCCAUGCGGCCCGUGAGGAAGAUCUUUGAUGCACUUGAAAAUCACCGGUCAGAAAGCAGCGACUUACCGGGGAUCCAGUUGGAUACAGUAACCACUGCCGACUUUCUGGAUGUGCUAACUCAUACCAAGCCCUCUGCAAAGAAUCUGGCUCAGAGAUACUCAGCCUGGCAAAGAGAGUUCGAGUCUGUUUGAAACCACAUUUACCCUGACCCGGCCACAAAGGCCUCCUAGUUUAUUAGUGUCCGUGGGAGAAGAACAAAAUGAUUGGAAUGGAAAAGAGAAAAUUAUUCUUGAAGACUGGAUUAACUUGAGCCACUGUAUUGUUUGGAUAGCUGAGAUAUAUUUAUUAACUUAUCAUUACUGAUGUCAGCAAAAUAUUGAGGGUUUCAGUUACAUACAUAUAUGUGCUAUUAGGUCAUACAAUGGAGAUUUUUCUGACAAUUAGACUCCAUAAAAUUUUAAUAAACAAUUUAAUGUUACUCAUUUGUAAACUUUUGAAGAAAAAGAUGUACUUAGAAAAGUUGUGUUGGCCAGGCACAGGAUGACCCUGAGUUGGGGCAGCCAAGUAGAAGCUAAGCUUGACAGGCACUGCCCAGCGGACAGUCCCAGGGUGAAGAAGGAUGAAGGCAGGGAAGGCAAUGCAGUUUCUCAUUCUGGACAAUAUUCUGUAUCUCAUCAGCUCUCCCUAAUUCUGACUCCAUCCAGCUUUGUCAGCAGCAAACCCCUCCCAAACUAAGCCCCACUCAGAAAUGUCACUGAGCAUUCUGAUCCUAGAGCUAAUAGCUGGGGUGACUAGCACACCAUCACCAUCAGCUGCCAGUAUGACUGUUUUGGGUUCUGGCCCCCAAUAACAUCUUUUAACUCUUCACAUCUCACAUCCGGUGUGCUCUGCCCUUCUCUUUCCAUUGCCACAGCUUCUUAUCAGAACCAAAGCUUAGGAUGGGGCACCUGAGCUUAGAGAAUAUUCGUUCCAAGUCUUCCCUGCUCUUAAGCUCUUCCCCCUCUCCUUAAGGGGUUACAAACAGCUAGAAGCAUCUCUCUCAGAAACUCACAAUCCGAGGCAUCUACUUUGAACCCUUGAUAAAUUUUGAAGGCUUCCACUAAGUAAUGCGACUUCUUUUCCCCCACUAGAACUUACCUAUGGGAAAUUACCUUCUUUUCUCUUCCUUGCCUUGUUUUCAUCAUCCCUGCAGACAGACUCUUCAAGAGGAAAAACUUCCAAAAAGAGACACUUUGGAUAGCUAAGUAUCCCAAAGGAUUUUUACCCUUUUAAACAAAACUAAAGCAUGUUUUGGGGUAUUGAUUAUUUUGAGAUUAUUCUCAAACGCCUCUUUAAACAUCAUUUCAUGGAAAAUAUCAAAUUGAAAAUAUAUCUUAUUUAACAAAUUGAAAAUAAAAAAGAUUUCAUCUCA
Molecule: messenger RNA, 3806 nt
Organism: Macaca mulatta (Rhesus monkey)
Lineage: Eukaryota; Metazoa; Chordata; Mammalia; Primates; Cercopithecidae
Gene: KATNAL2
Product: katanin catalytic subunit A1 like 2
Molecular function (GO): ATP binding; ATP hydrolysis activity
Source: RefSeq, a predicted model, not a curated record